This is a messenger RNA of Prunus armeniaca (apricot), 213 nucleotides long. Lineage: Eukaryota; Viridiplantae; Streptophyta; Magnoliopsida; Rosales; Rosaceae. The record is from the annotation of a GenBank genome assembly.
AUGGGCAUAGGCUUUCUUCCGAGAAAGUUGGGUUACCAACAUCACCACCCUAUCUCUCACUUGUAUCCAAGUCCAACAAGCAAAAACCAUCCUUCGUCACCGGAGCUAGCUUCGCCUCCGGGGGCUGGAAUCUUCAAUGGCCCAGAUGAACACUACGUAAGCACUAUUGAAACAAAAGAUAUUCUCAAUAAGCAGUACUCAUUCAAAAAUUAA